This is a messenger RNA of Scatophagus argus, 2453 nucleotides long. RefSeq names its product family with sequence similarity 83 member D (gene sack1d). The transcript has 4 exons. Bases 337 to 1995 code for a protein of 552 amino acids. Gene Ontology annotation, cellular component: cytosol; mitotic spindle pole. Lineage: Eukaryota; Metazoa; Chordata; Actinopteri; Scatophagidae. Gene Ontology annotation, biological process: regulation of TOR signaling; regulation of ERK1 and ERK2 cascade; protein localization to mitotic spindle. The record is from RefSeq and is a predicted model, not a curated record.
GAAGACAGAAAAAAGCGUCAGAGUGAGAGCUCUCUGCGCCGCCACGCUCUCUGCGGUGUAAUCGGAUCAGGGCAGAGCAGAGGGACGUCCAGCAGGCUUGUUUGGCUCCAAAUGAGCCAAUGAGACCGGCUGUACAUUAGACUGACAGUCCGAUUCAGCGAGCCCGGAGACGCCAUCCUGGUUUGACGACCGCCCGACAGCCAAUGCGGAUCUACGAGUGACAGGAACGGAGGGAAAAAACAAAAUACGAACUUGCCUUCCUGUAGGUCAAAAGUUACCUGCUACCUGCGGAACGGUAGAGUCGGUUGAGGAAAAGAUGGUUGUGGGAUCACAACAAUGGCCCUCUCGCAGCUCCUGGAUGAUUCACCUCUGAGGCCGGGCCCAAAACACACCGAGGCCGACGACCUGUACAACGAGAGACACCGGCUGGCUCUGGAGGAGCUGCUGUCCGGGGGCCUCGACAACUUUCUGGACUUUCUCAUGAAAGAGAGGAUCCCCAGCUUUCUGUCGGACGACGAGAUCCAGCGCAUCAGGAGCGCCGCCGUGCCCCCGCGGUGUGCGUCCCUUCAUGGGGAGGACCAUGCCGUGGAGCAGUCGCUCAGCAGCUCUCUGGACUGCUCCUCAGUCACCUAUUUCCCCGAGGUGUCGGAUGUGGAGCCGCCGCUUCUGGAGAUGGGCUGGCCCGCCUUCACCGCCGGCUCGUACCGGGGAGUCACACGGGCCGUGGCGCACUUCCAGCCCAGCUACGGGGAGUGCAUAUACAGCUGCAAAGAGGCUGCGAGACGCAUGAUUAAAAGUGCCAAAGAGGUGAUUGCCAUAGUUACAGACUCCCUGACAGACCUGGAUAUCUUUAAGGAUCUUCAGGAGGCAUGCACCCUCCGCAGAGUCCCUGUCUACAUCCUGCUGGACCAAUCAUCUGCUCCUGCUUUCCUCAAGAUGUGCAGAAAUGUCGGCGUUCGCCUGGAUGACCUUCGGCAAAUGAGAGUGCGAAUCAUAACUGGUACAACUUAUUACAUGAGAUCCGGAGCGAGGAUUACAGGGAAAGUUCAUGAGAGGUUCAUGCUGAUUGAUGGAAACAGAGUGGCUACAGGUUCUUACAGGUUCAACUGGACUGACGGCAAAUUAAACAGCAGCAACCUGAUCGAGCUGUCCGGUCAGAUAACAGAGAAAUUCGAUGAAGAAUUCCGCAUCCUCUACGCUCAGUCUCUACCUGUAAACACUCGAGGACCUCCGAGUGCCCGAAACAGUGGCAUCUACGAGCCUCCCCUCCUCAAACACUCGGUCAACUCCUCUGCUCACCUUGCCAGAGAGAAGCUGGCAGAGCCAGUGUGUCUGACCAGCACCCCCACCCGGAAGGCCCGAUCAUUAGCUGUCCAUCCACCGUGUGAACCCUUGAGUCCAGACUGCCGUGAAACUGACCCAGUCUCCGACUCCUCCACCAUAGAUGAAGACUGGACGGAGCAGCAGCACAUGCAGGAGGAGAUCCUGGCAGGUAGCACUGGUUGCUGUCUUCCUGCAGACCAGCUAUCAGAGAAAGGGUUUGUGACCCCAAGCGCCGUCUCCUGCCACGUCUCCACUCAGACCAGCCAGUCAGUGAUGGACAGUGAAACCCAGACUGACCCUCAGCUCACACAGUGUCCCGACCUCGUCACACCAACAAUCACGUGUUCCAACAUGGCAUCCUCUCACUCCUUUGUGACUCCCGGGCCGAUCUCUCCCACCCAGGCAGCUUCAGACAGCACCUUAAAGGACUGCUUCAACAAUCUGAGCAAGGAGCGCCAGUACCACUACUCCGCCAUCCGCUCCAAGCUGGAGCACAUGGUGAACGCCCUGUCCCAGAGGCGAGAGCUAGUGGACAUCACCAACAUGACUCAGGGGCCUGGCGCUCACAGCAGGCAGAGGGUACACAAGGACUGUGGGCAGGAACCAAACCCCAGACUGCUUGUUGAAAGUGUGGGCAUGGGCACAUGGCCAAGAGCCAGAUGUGUACACUAGUUUAGCUUCAGGGAUUUUGGUGAAAGGGGGUAGAGCUGUGGCAAGGUUUCUUGUGGAUCCUCUGUUUCAAAUAAAUAGUUUUGGGUUACGCAGUAGAAUUCCAGCUUCCUUCUGUUUGUCUUCUUUUCUGCAGUGCCUUCUUUUGUCCUGCUUUUCAUGACGUGCCCUGUCCAUGUUUUUUUUUUUUGGUGUAAUGGUAACGCAGAUUUGUGAAUGAUAUUAACAGAAAUUGUUUUAACCAAAGACACGGUGCAAUAAUCAUUUUUUGACCAUGUCAGUUUAAUGAAUAUCAUUUGCUGAGGUGGUUAAGACUGGAUAAUAUCUGCUGUAGCAUGAGUGGAACUGCAUUGAACUGCUGUUUGGGUUAUUUAGUACAUUUGGUUACUGUAACUGUAAUCGGAGAUCAGCACGCUCUCACUGUCCUUUGCUAAUAAACAAAAUGUAUUUUGUUAGAUGAA